AGCAGUGGGCUCCGCUUGCACGGCAGCGGUGCUGGGUGCCAUGGCAGGGGUUUCAUGACUGGGCUGAAAGCUGUCCGCACUGCGCGGAAACGGCCGGCCCUGAGUGCCAGCGAGUUGACCGAACAAUUGAAGCGGCUUUGGGACCACUACAGCAUCCCAGAGGUCCACAGGCAGCUUUACUUGAAGCGCUACUGCUCUGGGAAGUAUCAGAGCGAUGUUUUGCUCAAAGAGGUUCAGUCUUUGGUGCGUGGCAGAGCCUUGGUCCAACGGCUUAUGAAUGCCAUCGAGGCUCGAGAAGAGGUGCUCUUGCGGCUGAGCGUCUUGCGGAGCGCCUUUGCAGACCUUGAGCUUCGGACACCUGGCUCCUUGGGUAGGUGCCAGCUCUCUGAACAGCUCUACUGCUUGCGAAUGAGCACUGCAGAGGCCAUCAAGCUCUUGCAUGCGUGGCGGGUCUCCGUAGCCCCAGUGGCCAGUGCUGGCUGUGUGGCGGGACCAGGCUCCCGUGGAGCAUGUUGGCCUUACGAAGUCGUCGAGGGCCAUGACCACUGGGAAGACUACUUGUUGUAUGUCAUGAAGAAUGACUCCGUGGUGCGCCAGUUCGAAGCGGUGGUGGAGCUCGCGAGGGAGCCCGAUCCACUGCUGCUCUACGGCGCGGUAGGAGGCCGUGGCCCCUUCGAAAGUGGCAAGUUGUGCCCACCCUGUGGGGAUUUGCAGCGGCAAAAGCUGGAGCAAGCGCAGCUCUUGCUGGUGGAGGAAGAGCUCUCCUUAAUGCUUUUCGCUGAGAACUUCCCAAGGAGCACGCCGGAUGCGAGGCCUCCCAGCAGACCGAGCUCACGCCUGGUGGAGGAGCUGGCUGCACCACUGGAACUCUCCCAAGCUCCGGACAGUCCGGUGCCGCCCCGACCUCCUAGCCGACCCCGUACAGCACCUCGACGACCCCGAGGUUCAACCGACAGGUCCGCACGUCCCAAGACAUCUGAAGCGCAGAAGCAGGCGGCGGAACUGAAGGCGAAGCAACGCGUGUCUGCAUCGGCGCGGAAGAAGAAGCGUCCACCCUUGCCCAUGUGGAAAUCACAACCGAAAGUGGAGCGGUCUGAGCAAAAGAAGGACGAGUUCAAAGACUUCGAGUUGACCGGUGAUGAGGUGGAAGACAUGCAAAAGGAAUUGAGAGAUAUGAUUACGGCCUUUCAGGCCACCCGGAAGAAGAGCCUCACAGAUUUUCAGGGCGUUCCCAAGCUCGUCAAGGGACAGACGGCGGAGAAGGAAGCGGAACGGCCCAAGUUGCAGGACAUGAAGGGCCGGAGGAAGAGCGGCACGGGCAUGGACUUGCAGCUUGCACGGAAGAAGAGCGUGCCUGCUGUGGAGUUGCAGCUGGUGAAGGCACCAACGGCCAGCUUCGACUUGAAUUUCUUUAGCGAGGAGUUGUUCUCCAUCGAAGACCCUGCACAUGUGGAAGAGGAGGAUGAGUGUGUCUUGAAGUGCGGCAUGGAGAUGGCGAGGUUCCAAAGUGUUUGGAACCGCUUUGAGAAUGACAAUGCCAUCCAUCAUGAUGUGGCUUGCAAUGCCUUGGCGCGAAUUGGCUUUGUUGGUCCAGAAAAGCAAUGGGUGGAGGAGAUCUUUCGCCAGGUCACCGAGUUCAACAGCGUCAGCCGGGAAGAGUUCAUGCACAUCGUGGACCUCUACGAUGAACGGCAGCGGAAUUCCUUCCACCAGAAGUUCCUUGACGUUGACGUCGAUGGCUCCGGAGAGACGCUUGGUGAGUCGGGAGCAGUACCACCCGGGUACUUCGUUUCGAGUGGGGUGCCCGCGUUGGCUUUUCCAGAGCAGAAGGGAAGAACCCUCUUCGGUCGCGCUGGCGCGGCCGGUGGGGUUAGGUUGGAGAGCGAGGAAAACAUGUCAUCCUCCCAGGGAGGGAACACCAGCCAAAAUAGCGACCUGGGAAAGGCUCGCUCCUCGCCCACGGGCGCACCGGCAAGCCCGCGGCGGAAGCGCUUCCCGACUGGCACCUUGGGCACAAGGCAGGAUGAGUUUGAAGCCUCCACAGGAUCAGAUCGAGAUUCUGAGGUGGGGGACGAUUUGUCCUCGGUGGCCUCAGAUUUGGAAGAUGAGGAGGAGGACUGGGACCCUCGCGAUGAGUCCUGCUGGAAGCUUUCGCCCAUGGAAGUGAGCAAGGCGAUCCAGGAUCUCAGAGCCCGGCGUUUGCCAGCGAUCGAGGUGUGCAAGAAGAUCGUCCGAAGCGUGAUUGUGCACUACUCCCAUCAGCCGAACGUGAUCCACAUCCCAGCUCCUGAAGUUGGAUCGCGCUUCGUCGUGGUGGGCGAUUUGCAUGGACACUUCGGGGACCUGCGGCACUUGCUCGAAGACCAUGGUGAGCCUUCCCCUGGACCCAAGGGAGCAGUGCGCUUUUUGUUCAACGGCGACUUCGUGGAUCGUGGCACCUGGGGCCCCGAGGUUCUUCUGCUCUUGUAUGCAUUGAAGAUCAAAUCUCCCUCGGCUGUCUAUUUGAAUCGCGGGAACCAUGAAGAUCAGUCACAAAACCAAUUGCCGGACAACGGCUUCGUCCACUCACACUGCACUCGCGCCUUUGGCGCCGACGCGCUGCCCAUGUACUACCUGUGCAGGCGGAGCUUCAAAGAGCUUCCACUGUGCCACGUCAUUGGAAACGAGAUCUUCGUGGUGCACGGGGGGCUUCCGAUGGAUCCCAUCGUGACGCUUCAAGACAUCAAUGCCAUCGACAGGCGGCAUGAUGUGCCCAUUAAGCAUUGUGCCCUGAUGGGGUACCCCAAAGGGCAAAAAGUGGUCGCUCGAAAGGACGGCGACCGGUGA
Molecule: messenger RNA, 2826 nt
Organism: Durusdinium trenchii
Lineage: Eukaryota; Dinophyceae; Suessiales; Symbiodiniaceae
Source: the annotation of a GenBank genome assembly